Candida dubliniensis CD36 is the source of this 1767-nucleotide messenger RNA. RefSeq names its product 1-pyrroline-5-carboxylate dehydrogenase (gene PUT2). The transcript has a single exon. Gene Ontology annotation, molecular function: L-glutamate gamma-semialdehyde dehydrogenase (NAD+) activity. The record is from RefSeq and is a predicted model, not a curated record. Lineage: Eukaryota; Fungi; Ascomycota; Pichiomycetes; Serinales; Debaryomycetaceae. Gene Ontology annotation, cellular component: mitochondrial matrix. Bases 1 to 1767 code for a protein of 588 amino acids.
AUGUUAAGAUCAACAACUCGUAACACAUUACGUUUGGCCACUAAAUACGUUAAAAUUUCACCAAAUGUUGUUCGUCACACUUUACCAAAAGUGUCUGGUGUGAGAUUUGCAUCUCAAUUGGCUCAUGUUAAAACACCACCGAACUUACAAAAUGAACCAGUUAAAAAUUUCGGUUUUAAAGAUACUAAAGAUUGGGAUUUAUUAAGAGCAUCCCUUACUAAAUUUACUGAUGAAGGUGUUUUGAAAGUCCCAUUAGUUGUUGGCGGUAAGAAGAUUUAUCGUGAUGAAACUAAAACCCAAGUAAACCCAGCUAAACAUUCUCAAGUAUUAGCUGAUGUUUCACAAGCUACUCCUGAAGAUAUUAUUGCUGCUAUUGAUGCUGCUAAAGCUGCUAAAGCUAAAUGGGCAGAAACUUCAUGGACUGAUAGAGCAGCUAUUUUUUUAAAAGCUGCCGAUUUGAUUUCUACAAAAUAUAGAUAUGAUAUGUUGGCCGCUACAAUGUUGGGACAAGGUAAAAAUGUUUAUCAAGCAGAAAUUGAUUGUGUUGCUGAAUUAAUUGAUUUUUUCAAAUUUAAUGUCAAAUAUGCUGAAGAAAUGUAUCAACAACAACCAAUUCAAACUUCUCCUGGUGUUUGGAACCGUGCUGAAUAUAGACCAUUAGAAGGGUUUGUUUAUGCUGUUACUCCAUUUAAUUUCACUGCCAUUGCUGCCAAUUUGGUAGGAGCUCCUGCUUUAAUGGGUAACACUGUUGUUUGGAAACCAUCAGCUACAGCUGCAUUAUCUAACUACUUGUUGUUGACAAUUUUAGAAGAAGCUGGUUUACCAGCUGGUGUUAUUAACUUUAUUCCUGGUGACCCUGUUGAAGUUACUGAUAUUGUUUUAAAUGAUAAAGAAUUUUCUGCGUUACAUUUCACUGGUUCAACCGAUGUUUUCAAAAAAUUGUAUUCUAAAAUUAGUGAAAAUGUUUCUUCAGAUAAAUAUCGUGAUUUCCCAAGAAUUGUUGGAGAAACUGGAGGUAAGAAUUUCCAUUUGAUUCAUCCAAGUGCUUCAAUUAAUCAUUCUGUUUUAUCUACAUUAAGAGGAGCAUUUGAAUAUCAAGGUCAAAAAUGUUCUGCCACUUCAAGAUUAUACGUUGCUGAAUCUUUAUGGCCAGAAUUCAAAGAUCAAUUAAUUGGUGCCAUGUCACAAAUCACUAUUGGUAAUAGUUCCGAAUCAGAAAAUUUGAAUACAUUUAUGGGACCAGUGAUUCAUGAACAAAGUUUCCAAAAAUUAUCUAAUGCCAUUGAACAAGCUAAAUCAGAUCCAGAAUUAGAAAUUAUUGCUGGUGGUUCUUAUGAUAAUACCAAUGGAUUUUAUGUCCAACCAACAUUAAUCAAAACUACUAAUCCAAACCAUGAAUUUUUGACUAAAGAAUUUUUCGGUCCAAUUUUAACUACCUAUGUUUAUCCAGAUGAUGAAUUUGAAAACAUUAUCAAAAGUAUUGAUAGUAUCACUAAAUAUGGUUUGACAGGUUCAAUUUUUGCUAGAAAUCGUGAUGCUAUUAGAAUUGCUGAAGAAAACUUGAGAUAUGCUGCUGGUAAUUUUUAUAUUAAUGAUAAAUCCACUGGUGCUGUUGUUGGGCAACAAUGGUUUGGUGGUGCUAGAGCUUCUGGUACUAAUGAUAAAGCUGGUAGUGGUAAUAUUUUAUCUCGAUUUGUUUCCAUUAGAAAUAUUAAAGAAAAUUUUUAUGAAUUGACUGAUUUCAAAUACCCAUCCAAUUAUCAAUAA